Hirsutella rhossiliensis is the source of this 204-nucleotide messenger RNA. Its product is annotated as NADH-ubiquinone oxidoreductase MWFE subunit domain-containing protein. Bases 1 to 204 code for a protein of 67 amino acids. Lineage: Eukaryota; Fungi; Ascomycota; Sordariomycetes; Hypocreales; Ophiocordycipitaceae. The record is from RefSeq and is a predicted model, not a curated record. The transcript is spliced from 3 exons.
AUGCCUGUGCCGUUUGAAGCCCUGCUUCCCUAUGCCAUCAUGAUUGGUAUGUUUGGCGUGACUGGGACUGGCCUGGCUUUCGUCAAGACCAUGCGGAACGAGGGCAAGCGCCCGCGAUAUUCGCUGGAUGAGUGGGACAAGCAAAGUAAGAUAACCACCUCGUCACGCGUCGCAACCCAACGGACCACUCCAGGCACUGACUAG